CCACGCUCGUCGCGCAGCCUUACAGGAGCCUUUUCAAUCGUCCGAGUCACCGAGUCCCCGACCUCGGUGCCUGAUAGUCCAACGUGGACAAAGGAUCCCUCAGGCCUCGAACUAUCCACCACCCGCGUGGUCAACGGCCGUGCAGCCAUGGUGUCUUUCUCCUGCGAGGCGUGCGGUGAUGUGCUCACCAAGAAGAAGCUCGAUCCGCAUCGGGGGCAGUGUUAUGGCGCUUCCUUCACCUGCAUCGAUUGCAUGGUCCACUUCCAGGGAACGGAUUACAGGUCGCACACGUCAUGCAUGACCGAAGCACAGAAAUAUCAAGGUGCCCUUUAUAAAGAGAAGCCGACCAAGCAGCAGCGACAGAAAGGAAAAAACCAAGCGACCUCAAAGCAGAUCGCCCGUUCCAACGCUCGACCUCCCUACGUCGAAGACGCUCCUGAUGCAGACGAACCGAUCAGUCAACAUCCUCCUCCACCCGCACCGAGUCCUCCGCCUGCGGCUACCGGCCCGUCCAAAUCAACAACGGUGGCUACCUCCGGAAACGCUGUCAACGUCUUUGACUUCCUAGUCACUGACGAGACGCCAAAUGCUUCAAAGGUCUCUCUUGGUGGAACCAAAGCGCAGAUGCAAAUGGUGAACCACGCGCCCUCCCUGUUCGAACCCGGCAAGGCGCUGGCGCGAUUGGAUCAGGACGUCGAUGAUGAACAUCGGGAGUAUGAUAUUGCCUAUGAGGAGAAUGGAUUCUCCUACGGCGCGGAACCAAUUAAGCCUUCUCUGUACCCGAACCAGACAUCGAACAUAUCCAUGGAGUUCAUGACUCCUGCGCCGAAGAAGAGCAAAGACCGCAAGAGCUCACGCAAGACCCGACAGGCUUCCCCAGAGGAUGGACAGAUCAACACCACCAGUGACAAGAAGCGGAAGCGUGGCAAUACCGAUGCUGCUAAUGUCAACACUCCCCAUGGGGAAGACACUCCGAUGCUCGAUGCCCCCUCCAGUGUCAUCAACAAUGCGGGCACUCCGGUACUGAACCACUCUGGGCUGACCGGAGGUCUUGAUCGCAUGCUUCGUUCAGAUGCAUCACCUACCCCCGACUACGAAGACUACAAAGAUGAGCAUGGCAAUCGCCGUUUCCAGGAGCCUGUUUCUCCUCUUAGGCGCAGCCGUCGUGCUGAUAAAGAAACCGCCAACGAGAAUGGUCUGGGAAUCUCCGUCAAGGGUAAAGCCGGACGGAUUAUGUCCAUGUUCGGUGGCUCUGCCUUGUCCGGCAGCAGCGGCAGCUCAAACGAGCCUCCAUCCAAGGCGCUCGUCCGCACUCGCCGGCGGAGCUCAUCUGAAGAAGAGGAAGGCUCUCGAUCCCUGGCCAAGGUGCACAAAUCCAAGAAGACUCACCGUGUGCGUAAUGCAUCCGACGGUCACGUUAUUUCUGAGCCGCGCAAGUCGAAACGUAAGACGAGUGUGCAAAUCAACGGCGAUGGCCAUUACGAGCUCUCCCGCCCCUCCCGCCGAGUCAAGAUGAUCGAUUACCAUAAGGACUCUGAUCGCUCCCGUUCUCGCUCUCCCCGUGGCGAAGGUCGCUCUCAUGGAGAGAACGACCGCCGGAUGGUCGUCUACCGACACUCAAAGACCUCUGAUGAUGAACUUCUGCGCGAGAAGGCCCGCCACUUCCUUUCUCUAGUAAACAAGGGACCUGAAAGUGAGAGAGGGUGUUCUGUCCACAAAGCGCUGAAGAGAUUCCACCGCGACUUCCCCUCGCUCGCAGGAUCUGAGGACGGCGACAGCGCACGAGGACGGGGCCGUGGACGCAGCCGAGACCGUAAGGCUGAAGAUGAGAGGGAACUGUUCCGCACAUUGCGACUGAAGAGAAACGACAGAGGCGAGAUUGUUGUCUUCUUCUAAGCGAUCUACCAUGUCUCGACUGAUUGUAGCUCUUAAAAAAAAGCCAGUGGUUAUGUCUAAAAAGCAGGCGUUGGACACGUGCUAUAAAAGACUAGGAGGAGCUUGGAGUGUCUAGUAUCGGCUUACUUUUCC
Molecule: messenger RNA, 2028 nt
Organism: Paecilomyces variotii
Lineage: Eukaryota; Fungi; Ascomycota; Eurotiomycetes; Eurotiales; Thermoascaceae
Exons: 3
Coding region: 148-1896 (582 amino acids)
Biological process (GO): rRNA processing; negative regulation of transcription by RNA polymerase II
Cellular component (GO): nucleolus
Molecular function (GO): DNA binding
Source: RefSeq, a predicted model, not a curated record